GUCAAUGCAGUCACCAUCGAUGGGAUCACUCCUCUGUUUAAUGCCUGCUGCAGUGGCAGCGUGGCCUGUGUCAACAUGCUGCUCGAAUUCGGAGCCAAGCCGCAGCUCAGGAACCACCUUGCUUCGCCCAUUCAUGAAGCUGUCAAGAGAGGUCACAGGGAGUGCAUGGAGAUCCUCCUGGCCCAUGAGGUUGACAUUGACCAAGAAGACCUGCAGCAUGGGACCCCACUUUAUGUGGCUUGCACAUACCAGAGGACAGACUGUGUCAAGAAGCUUUUGGAGCUAGGGGCCAAUGUUAAUGUGGGGAAGCGAUUAGACACCCCCCUCCAUGCGGCAGCAAGGAAAUCCAACGUGGAGAUAGUUGUCUUGCUGACAGACUAUGGUGCUAACCCAAAAUGCAGAAAUGCUGAACUCAAGUGUGCCCUGGAUCUUGCAGUACCCAACAGCAAAGUAGAACAGGUGCUUCUGCUACUGGAAGGUCCUGCCAGCCUUGCCCAGCUGUGCCGGUUGUGUAUCAGAAAGCGUCUGGGCCGGUCGUGCCUAUAUACAGUCCACAAGCUGCACCUGCCUGAGCCACUUGAGAACUUUCUCCUUUAUCGAUAA
Antrostomus carolinensis (chuck-will's-widow) is the source of this 603-nucleotide messenger RNA. RefSeq names its product ankyrin repeat and SOCS box protein 11. The record is from RefSeq and is a predicted model, not a curated record. Gene Ontology annotation, biological process: protein ubiquitination; positive regulation of protein catabolic process; intracellular signal transduction. Lineage: Eukaryota; Metazoa; Chordata; Aves; Caprimulgiformes; Caprimulgidae. The transcript has 4 exons. Gene Ontology annotation, molecular function: protein binding. The annotation marks the transcript as partial.